This is a messenger RNA of Stylophora pistillata, 3258 nucleotides long. Its product is annotated as tetratricopeptide repeat protein 28-like. The record is from RefSeq and is a predicted model, not a curated record. NCBI's taxonomy places the organism in Eukaryota, Metazoa, Cnidaria, Anthozoa, Scleractinia, Pocilloporidae.
AUGGUAGAAGACAUGGUAACUUCCGUAGACAUAGUCUUUUUGGUUGCCGUGUUCCUGCUAAACUCAGAUCGCGUUCAGAAAGCCAUUGACAUGUGCAGCGAAUGCUUGAUUUUGCUAAAUAACACCAACCAACACAUCAAAGACCAAUUUCUUUCACUACGCUACGGUGCCAUCUAUGACGUUCUUUUCCGCGCUUAUCGUCGUAUCUCUGACUACAUGAAUGCGGAAAGAUACGGAAGGAGACUACUUGUCCUAUACGAGUCUGGUGACUUAGUACAAGAAGGAUAUCUAAGCGUAGCUCUCGCAGAGAUAGUUGAGAGUCAAAACAGGUUUACAGAAGCCAAAAAACUUUAUAAAAAAGGAUUCAAUAUAAUGAGACAAACUGGUGAAAAAAUUGGAGAAGCAAACGCUUGUAUAGGCCUCGGAAACAUCUUUCAUAAACUUGGCGAGAACCUUAAAGCGAAAAAGUAUUUUGAGAGAGCCCUUGUCAUCAAAACUGAAAUUGGCGACAGAAAUGGAGAGGCAUCUUGCUACGGAAAACUAGGAACUGUGUGUCAGUGGCUCGGGCAAUAUAACAGGGCAAAAGAGGCAAAAGAGUAUCUAGAGAAAGCGCUUGUCACCAAAACUGAAAUUGGCGAAAGAAUUGCAGAAGCAAGUUGCUACGGAAUCCUGGGAGCUGUCUGUCGGUCGCUCGGGGAAUAUGACAGGGCAAAAGAAUAUCUUGAAAAAGCGCUUGUCAUCAUAACGGAAAUUGGCGAAAGAAAUGGAGAGGCUAGUUGCUACGGAAUCCUAGGAGCUGUGCAUGAGUCGCUCGGGGAAUAUGACAGGGCAAAAGACUAUCUGGAAAAAGCGGCAAAAGAGUAUCUAGAGAAAGCGCUUGUCACUAAAACUGAAAUUGGCGACAGAACUGGAGAGGCAAGUUGCUACGAAACCCUGGGAGCUGUCUGUCACUCGCGCGGGCAAUAUAACAGGGCAAAAGAGUACCUCGAAAAAGCGCUUGUCAUCAGAACCAACAUUGGCGAUAGAAAUGGAGAGGCAACUUGCUACGGAAGCCUCGGAACUGUGUGUCACUCGCGUGGGCAAUAUAACAGGGCAAAAGAGUAUCUAGAGAAAGCGCUUGUCACUAAAACUGAAAUUGGCGACAGAAAUGGAGAGGCAACUUGCUACGUAAACCUAGGAAGUGUGUUUCAGUCGCUCGGACAAUAUGACAGGGCAAAAGAGGCAAAAGAGUAUCUCGAAAAAGCGCUUGUCAUCAGAACUGAAAAUGGCAACAGAGAAGGGGAGGCAAGUUGCCAUGGAAACCUAGGAGUUGUGUUUUGGUCGCUCGGGCAAUAUGACAAGGCAAAAGAGUACCACGAAAAAGCGCUUGUAAUCAGAACUGAAAUUGGCGACAGAAAUGGAGAGGCAAAUUGCUACGCAAACCUAGGAAGUGUGUGUCAUUCGCUCGGGCAAUAUGAAAGGGCAAAAGAGUAUCUCGAAAAAGCGCUUGUCAUCACAACUGAAGUUGGCGACAGAAAAGGUGAGGCAAGUUGCUAUGGAAACCUAGGAGGUGUGUGUCGGUCGCUUAGGCAAUACGGCAGGGCAAAAGAGUAUCACGAAAAAGCGCUUGUCAUCAGAACUAAAAUUGGUGAUAGGAGAGGGGAAGCAACAGAUCUUGCAGACCUUGGAACUAUUUCUAGAAUCCUUGGAGAUUAUGAAGCUUCGGAAUUAUACUUGGAGAGAGCAUUAAUCAUAUCCAGAGAUAUUGGAGGUACAAGAAUAGAGUUCGAAAUCCUUGAAACUUUUGCCAUCUUGUAUUUCUUUCAAAUCAAAAUGAAAGACUCCCUUUCCUGUCUUCAUCAAUGCAUUGUAAAAUAUGAAGAGCUGAGAGAUUUCCUUGGCCUCAACGAUCAGUUUAAGACAUCAUUUUUGGAGCAGAGUGGUGUAUUUCCCUACAAACUGCUUGGCAGUUUGCUUUGUCGAACCGGAAAUACUUGUGAUGCUCUUUAUGUUGAGGAGUUAAGUCGUGCAAGAGGCCUAUCAGAUUUGAUGGCCAAGAAGUACUCGGUUGAAACGUACAUCUCUGCUAAUCCACAAUCUUGGUUUGGCAUUGAAAACGUUUUGAGAAAGGAAAAUAACUGUACUUGCCUUUACAUUUCUUGUGUUCAAAAUGACGUGUAUUUGUGGAUCUUGAAAACAAGUGGAGCCAUUCAUUUUAAACGAAUAUCACAAGAAGAGAAUCUCGCUCAGGCUGGGUUGCCCAAAGAUUUGCCUUUGAGUACAUUUUUGGCUGAUAACUUCCGGAGUCUUGGUAUUUUGCCCAGUGAAGAUUGUGAGGAUCGGUCUUUAAAUAUGGUUGAGCCACAACCUCUUACCCCCCAGCAAAAGAGCUCAGCAAGGGUACGACUCUUGGAGGAGGACGAGAAAGUCAUUUCAAGUUUAUCGUUGUGUUACAAAAUCUUUAUUGCCCCAGUUUAUGAUUUGCUCGAAGAGCCUGAACUCAUUAUUGUUCCGCACAGUACUUUGUACAAAGUUCCCUUUGCUGCCCUGGGUGAAAAGGAGGGAGCCGAAUACCUCUCUGAGACUCGAAGGAUCCGUGUCAUUCCUUCUUUGACGACACUCAAGAUCAUUCAAGACAGUCCAGAGGACUAUCACAGCAACACUGGUGCCUUGAUAAUAGGCAAUCCUAAGGUUGAUUGGCUGCUGCCAUUGCCAGGUGCAGGAAAGGAAGCGGCGAUGGUAGGACGGCUCGUGGGCGUUCCGCCCCUUGUAGAAGAUCAAGCAACGAAGCAGGCAGUACUUGAAAGGAUAAGUUCAGUGAGCCUGAUACAUUUUGCUGCCCAUGGUAACGCUGAAAGAGGAGAAAUUGCCCUCUCCCCUAAUCCCACUUUAAAUAGUCAAAACACUAUCCCAUCACAGGAAGCUUAUAUGUUGACAAUGGCUGAUGUCUCACGAGUGAAAGUCAGAGCUAAACUGGUGGUUCUUAGCUGCUGUCAUAGUGGAAGUGGACAGAUAAGAGCCGAGGGAGUUAUUGGAAUUGCCCGUGCGUUCCUAGGAUCUGGUGCUCGCUCGGUGUUAGCUGCACUUUGGGCCAUUCCAGACUCAGCAACAGAGCAGCUAAUGAGUCGGUUCUACGAACAUCUUGUUGGUGGAAAAAGUGCCAGUGAAUCUCUUCAUCACGCCAUGAAGUGGAUGAGAAUUAACGGCUUUACCAAAGUGUCGGAGUGGGCUUCGUUUACGCUGAUUGGAGAUGACGUGAGGCUGGAGUUUGGCACGUAG